This is a messenger RNA of Drosophila grimshawi, 2133 nucleotides long. Its product is annotated as protein germ cell-less. The record is from RefSeq and is a predicted model, not a curated record. The coding region runs from base 165 to 1928 and encodes 587 amino acids. Lineage: Eukaryota; Metazoa; Arthropoda; Insecta; Diptera; Drosophilidae. The transcript is spliced from 4 exons. Gene Ontology annotation, molecular function: protein binding. Gene Ontology annotation, biological process: germ cell development.
CAAAGAAAACAAAAAAUUUGCAUGCAUAUCGCAAAAAAUGUAUUUGCAUUAAUAUUACUGAAUUUGCAAUAGGAUUUUGAAAGUGCAAUUGUUUUAUGUAAAUUCACACAUACAUAAUAUAUUCAAUUAAUAAAAACGGGAGAGAGAAAGGAAGUCAAAGAACAAUGGGCCAAAUUGUUGGAUCCAUGCAGACAAAUGUCGCCGAGGUUUUUGGCGGUGUGCGACGCAAACGGAAACGUAGCCAGGAUUCAACUGUAAACCAAGAAGAAAUCGAAAGGGCCAAAUUGGAGGCACAAUCCCCAAAAAAAAAGAAGCUGUUGACAACGACACAGUAUAUAUAUAAAGCACUGUUCAAGGAGCAAAAGAAUUCGGAUGUGGCUGUAAUGGCCCUGGACAAGGUGUGGCAUCUGCACAAAGUGUAUCUCAGUCAGAGUCCCUAUUUCUACAGCAUGUUCAACGGUUCGUGGAAGGAAUCCCAACAGAAUUUCGUUCACAUCCAAAUCCUCGACGAUCGGAUUAAUGUAAAUAGUGUGGAUGCCGUAUUUGGCUCGAUGUAUUCGGAUGAAAUUGAGAUUGAGAUGAAGGAUGUAAUAGCUGUGUUGGCAACGGCGACACUCUUCCAUUUGGACGGCAUCAUUGAUAAGUGUGCCGAGGUGAUGGUGGACAGCAUUAAUGCGGAGACAGCCAUACACUAUUAUGAGGCUGCCUGCCAGUAUGGUGUCAUGCUCGUGAAGAAGGCCACCUUCAAGUGGUUCCAACUCAAUCUGCUCAGCAUUUACAGCAAACAACCGAAUCUGCUGCGACAUAUACCAAUCGAAUUGAUGUAUCUACUCACGGCCAGCUCCGAUUUGUAUGUGAUGCAAACGGAAUUCUCGUUAUAUACCCUACUCCGCACUUGGAUGUUCCUUCAGCUGCAUCCGCACUAUGAUCCCGAUGAUCCCGUGCAGCGUGCCGAGGCCCAAAAGCAACAGGAACGUUUAGUUAAUGCUGGCGUCGAAACUCACACGCCCAGCGUUGAUGUUGUCCAGUGGACAUACUUUGCUAGCCGCAUGGAGGAGCGUUCAUUUCUGGCCACGCCCGAGGGUCAGCCCUAUGUGCGUGUCUUUCAGCGGCUGCGCACUCAGUAUUUGACUAAUCACUAUAUGGACCUGAAGAUCAUCUUCAAUGAUAAUAUCAUACCCAAGGAGUGGCUCUAUCGACACAUCCACAGCCACUGGGAUGCCCUGCUGCGCAUCGAUCAUGGCCAGGACGAUAGCAGUCCCAAGCAGCUGGACAACGAGGAGUUCUUGGAGAAUUGCAUGCGUUGCGGUCGCCUGCUGCUUGAGCCCGGCUAUCAAAAGUGGCGCUGGACGGGCUUUAACUAUGGCAUGGAUCUGAUACUCAUCAUGGAUUCAAGGCGACUCAACAUUCGGCGUCAUCAUCGACACGAACAUGAACGUGUGCUCAGCCUGCAAACAAAGCGGAAAUUUAUGAUACGCACCACGGUCACCUCGAUAAAUGCCCAGCGACAGCCUGUGCACAGUCAGAGAUCGGAGAUCAUUACACUGAGUCUGGAGAAGAAUGAGGAGGUCUCCUUGAUGGUGCUCGAUUCACAGCUGGUGCAUCCGCUGCUCAUCUCUAUCAAUAUGCUGGUCGUGAUGCCACCGAAUCAGAGCUUCAAGGAGAUUGUCCCGCUGCUUGUCGAGGAAUCGUCCUCCUCCUCCUCGCCGACGACAACCAUACCCAUUUCGGAGAUUGGCGGCGCCACAUGUGAACGUUCCCUGACCCCGGGCAGCGCGGAUGACUCAGCGGUUUGUGUUGGUGGCAGCAGUGCUGGCGGCGACUCGGAUGCAUCGCCUCCGCCGCCAACUAGCCGCUUUAGCUGGGCGGCGCGACUGACGACCAGCGACGUUGGCGGGGAGCCCUUGUGUCGCGACGUGGCGUGCUGAGCACGUUGCAUGCCCCCAAACACCGCCCUCUCAUCUGUGCAACAAGCACCUCUACUCGAGUCGAGUCUCGUUUUUUACAUAUAGUUUGUACAUUCGUUUUCCGCUUUUCAUAUAUAUAUACUCCCUAUAUAUAUAUAUAUACGCCUUAAAUAAUUGUACAUUGUUCUUUGCACACUCUUCUCCAUAAAUAUAUAUAUUUUUUGUA